CUUGAAAGUGUAUAUAAGGAUCCAUUUUGACCAUUAUUCCCUCGCAUUUCCUCUUCAUCUUUUGCUGAAGGAACAUCGCUAGAGAAAUGGCUUUCUCGUCAGUGUUCACCCUUUUCAUCAUUGCAAUUGUGCAACAAAAUUUGGCACAAACAAUCAUCAACAAUGAAAACAAUUGUCAAUCUUUGUCAGUGCAAAAUGGAAAUGUAAGGAACAUCCAAAUUAAUGGAAUUCAAAAAUUCAGCUUCAAUUGUGGUAAUGGAUUUAUUCCCGUUGGCAAAACAAUUUCAACAUGUUACAAUGGACAAUGGAGCAAUCCAAAUCCUUCCUGCGCUAAUGAAAAUAUUGUAAAAACAAUAGAAAAUGGAUUUGUCACUUUAAUCGAUGAUAAAAAAUUACUUGCCGAAUGUAAAGCUGGAUUCGAACUUGUGGGAGAAAAAAUAAUUACUCUUGAAUCAAUUUGGCCAACUUGUGUUAAUAAAACUAAUUAUGGCUUAAUAGAUAUCGAUAAUGGUGUUAAAAAAUUUUUUAAAAAUGGCCACACUCUUAUAUGUUAUUAUGUAUGCAAUGAGGGAUAUCAAAUUUCUGGAAAAAAUCAAAUGAUUUUUCUAAGUAAUCGAUGGUUUGGUACUUCACCCUCAUGUAUUCCAAAACAAAAUAUAAACGAAACUGAGGCAAUUAAUGUUAAUAUUAAUUUGGAAAAUGGAAUUAUCACAAAAUCUGGUGAAUUUUAUGUUGCUGAUUGCAAUAGUGAAUACAUUCUUAUUGGUGCCAAAGUAUUUUCAACUUAUACACCUGAUGUUGUAAAGUGUAUCAAAUCGGAAAUCCAGCAUAAUGUAAAUUUAGAUAAUGGAAUAAUCAAUGCUUCUGACAAUGGACGUAAAUAUACAUUCCAAUGUAACGAUGGAUUUAAAUUGCAUGGAGAACAAGAAAUUCGUUUCAUCAACAAUCAAUGGACAGCACCUGUUCCUCUUUGCCUUCCAAUUAAAACCAUCCCCAAUGGAAAGGGAAUAAUGAAUAUUGAUGGAACAAUAACAUUUACAUGCAAUUUUGGAUUCAUUUUGUACGGAAAUCCAAUUGCUCAAAAUUUACCCAAUGCAGCAGUUCCAUUUUGCAUUUCUACCAAUGAUUUGGUACUUGAAAAUGGAAAAGUUGAUGUAACAAUUGUUUCCACUGGUUAUCAAUUGGUAUACAAAUGCAAUGAUAUGUAUCAACUUGUCGGUGAUGAGAAAAAUAUGAUUUUGACAAAACAAGAAAUUAUCAAUAAACCACAAUGUGUUCCCAAGAAUAAAACUCCCGAUACACAAGUCAUCGAUAUUAAAAUUCCAAAUGGUAUUCAUUUGAAUAAUGGAAUUUUCCAAAUUUCUGAUAAUGGAUAUACCUACACAUUCCAAUGUAACGAUGGAUUUAAAUUGCAUGGAGAACAACAAAUUCGUUUCAUUAACAAUAAAUGGACAGCGGCUGUUCCCCUUUGUCUUCCCGAGAAUAAAACUCCCAAUACACAUGUUGUCGUUAUUAAUAUUGCAACUGGUAUUCAUUUGAAUAAUGGAAUUUUCCAAAUUUCUGAUAAUGGAUAUACCUACACAUUCCAAUGUAACGAUGGAUUUAAAUUGCAUGGAGAACAACAAAUUCGUUUUAUUAAUAAUCAAUGGACAGCACCAGUUCCCCUUUGUCUUCCUGCCAAUCCCAGUACACAAGAUAUUGAUGUUAAUCAAAAAGCAAUUAAAACCAUUCCCAAUGGAAAGGGAGUAAUGAAUAUUGAUGGAACAAUAACAUUUACAUGUAAUUUUGGAUUUACUUUGUAUGGAAAUCCAAUUGCUCAAAAUUUACCCAAUGCAGCAGUUCCAAUUUGUGUUCCUACCAAUGAUUUGGUACUUGAAAAUGGACAUGUUGGUGUAAAAAUUGUAUCCACUGGUUAUGAAUUGGUAUACAAAUGUAAUGAUAUGUUUCAACUUGUUGAUAAACAGAAAGGUUUCCUUUUGAAUGGAGAACCAAUUCCCUAUAUACCACAAUGUGUUCCUGUUUGUCAAACUCUUUUUAUUAAAAAUGGAUGGGUUGAAAGUAAUAAUCAAUCAAAUAUUGCACAUUUUGGUUGUUGUGAUGGAUUCCAACUUCAGGGAUCAACUGAAUCGACUUGCGUCAAUGGACAUUGGAUUAAUCCAAUCCCUGUGUGCAUUCCUCUCUGCAAAGAAAUUACAUUAAUGAAUGGUAAAGCAACAUUUAAUAAAGAAUCAACAACAUUUAGUUGCAAUCCCGGUUUUUAUUUGUUGGGAGCAGAAGAAACUGUUUGCAAUAAUGGACAAUGGAUGGCAGACACUCCAGUUUGUAUUCCUAAUUGUCCUGCGUUACAAAUUGAAAAUGGAUUUUAUCAAAUAGAUGAAAAUAAACAAAUCUUUCAAUUCGGCUGUAAUGCUGGCUUUGAAUUAAUAGGAAGCAGUGAAAUUUCCUGCAGUUAUGGACAAUGGUCUAAGCCUGCUCCAGUUUGCGUUGCUGCUUGCCAACCUCUUCAUAUAAAUAAUGGAGUGGCAAAAAUGAAUAAGGAUUUCACUGUUGUUCGAGUACAAUGUAACUCUGGUUAUGUACUCAUUGGUUCACAGGAAAUUAAAUGUAACGCUGGACAAUGGAAUACAUCAGUUCCAACUUGUACUCCUUUGUGCGAAGCAGUUCAAACCUAUGGUAUCCAAGUUGAGAAAAAAGAUUUAUUAAAAUAUAAUUGUCAAAUUCAUUAAAAGAAAUUAUUAUAUUCUUUUAAUAUUAUAACAAAAAAAAAAAAAAAUGUACAAAGUUACUUUUAUAUAUAUUUUUGUAAAUAUGUCAAUUUUUUUUUCUUUUUUAAAUAAUGACAAUAACGAAACUGA
This is a messenger RNA of Leptopilina boulardi, 2855 nucleotides long. RefSeq names its product sushi, von Willebrand factor type A, EGF and pentraxin domain-containing protein 1-like. NCBI's taxonomy places the organism in Eukaryota, Metazoa, Arthropoda, Insecta, Hymenoptera, Figitidae. Bases 87 to 2726 code for a protein of 879 amino acids. The record is from RefSeq and is a predicted model, not a curated record. The transcript is spliced from 18 exons.